This is a messenger RNA of Coregonus sp. 'balchen', 6493 nucleotides long. The record is from the annotation of a GenBank genome assembly. Lineage: Eukaryota; Metazoa; Chordata; Actinopteri; Salmoniformes; Salmonidae.
UCUCGCUGUAGGCGGCGUGGCGACUUAUCUCACCGACAAGGGCUUCUAUGUAAACUGAGGCAAAACUAAUACAGAUGAAACUCAAGAGCACAUUCACAAAAAAUGCUGGCAAUUUUGAUUGCUCCAGGAGACGCGGAAUCCUCGGGAGCAACACGCGCCUGCACAUGUGGUCUAUUCUUUAUUUUUGUUAUUUAAAGUAAGAUUGUUGAUGCUUGGAAUCAGAGUGCUGCAUUGCAUAGUGACUUGUCCGGCUAUGUUUAAUUGAUUAUAUUACAAUAUAAUAUUAUUAUACUGUUGCGCAAUAUUGUAACCCAAUAUAGGCUUAUUUCGUUUAAGGCAGUGGUACUGUUUGUUUUCAAUAGUGCGUAGUGCCUAUUUGUGCAGAAAUGAGGAAUCCACAUCUACUCAGCGAUGGCUGGAAGACAAUCAAUGCAAAGGAUGCAACUGGGAAUAAAAAGUUUAAACGGAAAGGUCGGGACCCAAAACGUGUCACCAGUGACGAGGUCAAACAUUACCAAUAUGAUUCAAUAAUGGACGACGAUUCUAUGGGGGAACUGAUGGAAGAGACAUGUAGAAACAUUGUCCAAAAAAGACUGCAAGACCCUAGUUCAGUUCUAUCUGUGGAGAAAUCCAUAAUUACAUCUGGAAACCCGAAUACUGCUAUUGACAUGAGGAUAAAUGCUUUACCAUCAACAGUUACUGGGAAGCUCCCAUCAUCACAGUCACAGCCUUUAUCCGAGUCAACACCGACAAGCAGAGACUCUUUUAACAGCACAUUCCCACAGGUUACAAGUUAUGGCCAUCAACAGUCAUUUGGGUCCGAUCACACAUUACAGUCCCGGAUCGUCCUGUGCCAGCGCUCCGAGAAGUCCCUCUCCUCAGCCUCUCAGACCGCCUACAUCAAUAGCAGCGACCCGGUUGAAUCGCCAAGGAAACGGCUAGCAGAAACUUCUGGCGUCGUCACUGAGAUCAAAGCCGUUCAGCAGACACGGAGGCUACUGGCGAAUGCCAGAGAGAGGACCCGGGUGCACACCAUCAGUGCAGCCUUUGAGGCGCUGAGAAAGCAGGUAUUAACACUGAAUUCACUAAACAAACAAUCUGUACAAUGAUGCCUCUUGUUCAGAAUGUGAUGUUAAUCUGAGCUAAGAGUAACUAGUUGCAUUUACAUGCCCAUUUCAGUAUGCCACUGUAUGGAGAUAUGGAAAUUAUGAAUAAUAAUAUAGCCUACUUGAGUAUGAAUGUAGGCUAAUAUAGCCCACUUGAGUAUAAAUUGUAUGGCCCCUUCUAUAGAUAGUUUAUUAAAUGAAUUUGAGUGUCAAUAAUUUACAAUUUGGUAUUAUUGACAUUAUGUUCAAAAUAUGUGCUCCGUUUGCUACAUUAAAGAUAUGAGAAAGAACAGUCUGUAAGACAUGUCAGUCCAAACUGUUCUACAUACACAAUUAUUUGGCCGGCCCCCAAAAAACAUGUUCCCCUUCUGUAGGCCUAUGUAAUAGUCUAUUCAUGUCAUUUUAUAUGCAACAAAAAUAUCAGUGCAAAUCAUAUCCACAUGACACCUCUCAUAAUGACAGAAAAAUAUGUUGAAUGCAUAUGAAACAGGGAACAGGUUUGUUAAUGACAAAGCUCUUCACACUCUAUUAACUCCAGUAGGUCUGUUACUAGUAGGUGUAAUAUGAAAUAUCAAUGUCAACUACAGCUAUCUCUUAGUUGACCAAAUCCAACAUGGAAUAUCAAUCCUUUGAAAACAAAAUCAGGGAAGUUGUCGUUGUGAACCCUUUUUACUGCGUCAUGUCAUCACCAGCUGCUUUGGCACUUAGAAAGAUAUGGUGGAAAACGGUCACCUGACACCAGCAAUAGUAUCUCGAACAUGUAUACCAUAGCCUAACUGAAAACGUCCUCAGCUUGGUUCUACCAUCGUCUCAUAUCAGUAUGAUGGGCCUCUUUAACCUAAUCAAACUUUAACCCUAUACAGGUGCCCUGCUACUCCUAUGGACAGAAGUUGUCAAAGCUGGCUAUAUUAAGAAUUGCCUGUAACUACAUCCUGUCGCUGGCUCAGCUGGCAGACCUGGACUACACCCCAGAUCAUGGCAACAUGAGCUUCAGAGAGUGUGUGGAGCAGUGCACCCGCACCCUGCAGGCUGAGGGACGCUCCAAGAAGAGAAAGGUAAAUUGGAUCUAGGGAAGAGGAGGAGGGAGGGGGAUGCAGUAUUUAGGCUACUGUCCGACGAUGGUCUGGCCUGAGAUUUUAUCCUGUGCAUGUGUUAUUUGGCUGAAGGCCUCAUGCAGCAAUGACUAGGUGGGGUGAGACAUUGACAUGAAAAUGGACUCCUGCAAGUGAAAAGUACUCAAGCACACAUUUGGAGACAUUGCUGAGGCAUUGCAAUAAGUUUGCUUUAAAGUUCAAGGCUAUCAAAAGAAGAGCAAGGCCUCUGAGGCAUCAGUAGUUACAGAGAGGGAAUGGAAAGCCAAGUCAAAGCCAGCUUCUCCUUCAAACGUGUUUAUUGCAAUAUAGCAUAUCAAUAACAUGAAACAUAUUUCAGUGGAUUCAACUAUGCUUAUAAACAAGGCCAUUGAUAAAGAGCAACAGGUGACCAUACAAGACCAAUGAAAUAAUUGGUCAUGGAUAUUUGACUUUAAAAUAAAGCUAAAUGAAUGGAGCUUUUCUUUCUGCUAGUUUAACAUCUCUCCUCCUACACUGUCAUGUCACGUGCUAACAAAUCUAUAAGACAUUUUAGAAUGACUGGUAAAUUGAUGACAUCACAGCAUUGAAAACUUAGCAGAAUCACGUUAUUUAUUUAUUCUAUUUGACAUUUUGCAGGAUGAAAUCUCUUGAGAUGCACCAUCUCGUUUUCAAGUUGUUGUACAACUACUAAUAGGCCUACAAGUAAUAACACCUACUAAUACAACUACUGCUACAACUACUAAUACAAUUAAUAAAACUACUGCUACAAUUACUAAUAAAACUAGUGCUACAACUACUAAUACAACUAAUAAAACUAAGUACCUAUAAUAUAUACAUACAUAUUUACAAAUAUCUUCACAUGGUGAUGUUUCUAUUAGUUAUAAUACAAACAUUUUGAUUUUAAUGCCCUGAUUUCUAUAGGUAAAUUAUUCCAGUCAGUUGGGUCUUUGUAUCUGAAAGAUAACCUGCUGCGUAACUUCUCCUAACCUGCCACGUAAAGUCACUUCUGCUAGUCAAAACCGGCAGAUCUGCCCUAUCCACUAAUGCGAUACAGCAAAAACUUCCCUUUGACUUAUCAGGAAGCUGCAAAUAGAAAAACAUGGGGCAGUGUGACAGACAGAGGGAUGGUAUUUCUAACAAUAACAACAACAAAAGAGGGAAGAACACUCUCUCCAAUUAAGAAGGCCAUUCCUUUGCCUACUAAGAAUCCCAUUCAAUUAAAUCAUCAUCAACUCGUGUUUGAAAGGGAACUGGGUGUUUUGCCAGUUUCUUGUCCAGAACAGAAUAAAAAGUGCCCCUGGUGAAUAAAAGGGGUGAUUGAUGCCUUUGUGUUUUAUGACACUGGGAGUCAUGUAAACUGAGGCUGAACUUCCUCCAGCUCUCUUCUGGAUCCACACGUCUCCAUGGCCUCUCUAUAAAUCAACAAGGUUUUUAAUGCAUGGAUGAGACCCAAGUAUGGAGAACGUUCAUUUACACAUUUAACCUCUUAACACUGUUCUAUCAAUUACUCUCCCUCCAAUUCUUCAUCUGUCCUCUGUCAGUCAUCUCCUCCUCAGUUCUUCAUCUGUACCCUGUCAGACCUCUCCUCCUCCCAGUUCUUAAUCUGUCCCCUUUCAGUCCUCUCCUCCUCCCAGUUCUUAAUCUGUCCCCUUUCAGACCUCUCCUCCUCCCAGUUCUUAAUCUGUCCCUUUUCAGUCCUCUCCUCCUCCCAGUUCUUAAUCUGUCCCCUUUCAGUCCUCUCCUCCUCCCAGUUCUUAAUCUGUCCCCUUUCAGUCCUCUCCUCCUCCCAGUUCUUAAUCUGUCCCCUUUCAGUCCUCUCCUCCUCAGUUCUUCAUCUGUCCCCUGUCAGACCUCUCCUCCUCCCAGUUCUUCAUCUGUCUCCUUUCAGUCCUCUCCUCCUCAGUUCUUCAUCUGUCCCCUGUCAGACCUCUCCUCCUCCCAGUUCUUCAUCUGUCCCCUGUCAGUCCUCUCCUCUGUCACUUCAUCUCUCUCAUUUAUUCUCCAGAUUCUUCUGUUACCCUCUCAUCCAUUCCCCCCCCCUUUCCUCCCAUCUUUCAUGGUGAAACAACAUUAUAAUUGAAUCUACAUUUUAAACACACUUUUAGUCAUAUCUGGAAAGUAAUGUAAUUUAAUGUUUUAAAUGUCAUUUGGGAAACGUACUAGAGGAUUACAGCGACUGUUCACCUAUUGCCAAAACUCAUAACAUAACAUAGGAACAUCAUAUAAUAGGUUGAUUACCCUGAAUAUUCAUUAAAGUAUUGAUUAGCAAAAAAUAAAACAACUUACAAAUUGUAUUUAACUUGAAAGAGCUAUUCUAAUCUAUACAUUUUGUAAAUUGCAAAUUACAUCAAACUUUAAAAGGUUGAUGCAAACAUUUUAAACACUUCUUAAAGAAAAAAAGAAAAGAAAAGUUGUCUAAAAUAACACAAUGGUGAAUUAGGUGUUUGUUCAUAGAUUACAUAUCCAACAUAAUUACAUGCAUGUAACUUUUCCCUGCACUCCCAGUUCUCUGCUCACUCUAGCUCUCUUUCCCUCACUGGGAGCUAAUGUGUUUCCCUAGCAUAAAGCACAUUCAAUAGCUGAACGGUUGUUUUCCUGGCAGUCCCAGACACCAGAUGUUCGUAACGCUAGUUGGGAAGUCCUGCUGGCGCCACUCAGGGCAGAGGGCAGGGUGAAGGCACGCGAGCUGGAGCCCAGAGAACUCACUCGCUACAGGAAUUGGCACAUUCCCCAGUGCGGUGCUGGCACAUUCCCCAGUUCUCCCCUGGCCAUCUGUUCCAAAAAAACACUUUGAAAAAAAAAUACACUGAUCAUCACUCUCUCAGGAUACAGCACUGAGCAGCAGCUGUUACAGAGGCCGGGGAGAGCGAGGGAGAGAGAGGGAGGGGGAGAGAGGGAGGCAGGGGGAGAGAGGGGUGGGCUCUGUAAGAAAGAAAUCCCUUUGUCAGAGAGAGCCAGUGAGUCUAAGGGGAAACUUUUGAGGGGAUAAAAUGCAUACUGAUUAAAGACAUUUAGAACUUAUUCCUGCGCUUGUUUAAAGCCCUGAACUCUGCUCUGAAUUCACUUAGUGUCUACUUGUUGGAACUCUUUUUCAAUAACAUUUAAAAUGGAAAUGGAAUCAUAAACACUAAACAGUUAAGUUUUAAAAGUCAAGUCUUCAACAAAAACUGACAGCAUCAAGUCAUAAACAAAUGUUAAAAUUCCCUAGCAUGUGUUAAAGAUGGGAAAGAAGGAUCUGUCUCUUUGUAGAAACACAAUAAGGAAAAUGUUUUGGUUGGUUUGCAUCCAACGCUAAAGAGAGGGUGAAAGAAUGUUGUUGUGGCCCACUCAGUUCUAUGCUGCAUCUGAUCUGACCAAGCAGUUCCUUUACUGGAAUGGGUUAUAUUCUUCUACCCCUUGUAUUUACAUAGACAACUCGGCACCUAUGAAGUCAUCGGAUAUGCAUGCUUUAUUUUUACAGUUCUAUUUGUAUGCAUCCCACCACCUCUUGAUAUGCACCCACAGGAGAUUGUUUUCAAUGCUUGAUACAUGCUUUUAUGUCUUUUUAUAGGAGUAAAAUUCUCACAGCAUCGGUGGAGUGAGCCAGACUUUAUAACAAGGCCCUUGAACAAAAUAAACUCUUCACAGCUGUUAUUGAGGUUAUUCAAGGCCACUCCUGGAGGAGACUACAACCAAUCACUUAGACAUACAGUAUGAUGGACCUAAUUUCAUAGGCCUACUUGAUACCUGUUGAGCUAGCAAAAAUAUCAAGAAUCUCCAGUUAUGGAUAUGUUUCUGCCUGUCAUGAAUUGGAAUGAAUCUAAUUCGGUUUAUGUUUGAACAGUUAAAAGUGGGAGACAGCAUUGGAUGUUCUUUAAGCAAACAAGCAAACAUGCCUGGUGGAUGACAUCAGAUUGUUCAAUCAUAUGACAAUUGGAGGCAGAGACAGCAGUAAUUAUAACAGUGAUUAUAACAGUUUUAUUCAACUAUGAACCCCAAUGCCUUUUCAAUGACAUACAAGUUGUUGUUUUUGUUGACAGUAUGAUUGGUAAUUCCUGCUUGAUGGAAGCUACAGUAACUAGUGAAAGUGCUAGUAACAUAUAUUUGAUUACAACAUAACUUGAAAUGACACAGUAAUGGUAUUUUAUUCCAACUCUUUUUAUGUGUUGAAGUAUGAAUGAGGUAAAAUUGGUUAUUGUCUGCUACCUGAGCUCAGUAUUUAAAAACAUUUAAAAGUGACCUCCUUUUCCCUUUCAGCUGGCCCUUUCUAAUGACAAAUCUCUGACUGUUGUGUGCUCAUCAAGUACUUUUUAACCAAAAAUAAAGGAACUGUUG